This is a messenger RNA of Xenopus tropicalis (tropical clawed frog), 816 nucleotides long. It is a transcript of the gene hspb6, whose product is annotated as heat shock protein family B (small) member 6. Gene Ontology annotation, molecular function: structural constituent of eye lens. Gene Ontology annotation, cellular component: cytoplasm. Bases 32 to 538 code for a protein of 168 amino acids. Lineage: Eukaryota; Metazoa; Chordata; Amphibia; Anura; Pipidae. The record is from RefSeq and is a predicted model, not a curated record. The transcript has 3 exons.
CUGCAGCAUCAGCUUUGCACUCACUGGCACAAUGGAUGUUACAAUUCAUCACCCCUGGAUGCGCCGACCCCCACUGUCCCCCUCAUUUUUCCCCAGUCGGAUUCUAGGGCAGCGGUUUGGGGAAGGGGUUCUGGAGUCGGAACUGUUCCCUGCCAUGCCCAUGCCGAUGGCCCUUAGCCCGUACUACUACCGCUCUCCCAGCAUCCCGCAGCCAAGUGAAGCCGGACUGUCAGAGGUGAAGUUGGACAAGGAUCAGUUCUCCGUCCUGCUGGACGUGAAGCAUUUCUCUCCGGAGGAGCUAACCGUCAAGGUGGUGGGAGAUUACGUGGAGGUCCAUGCCAAGCACGAGGAGCGCCCGGAUGAACAUGGCUUUAUAUCCCGAGAGUUCCACAGAAGGUACAAGAUCCCCCCGACAGUGAGCCCCGCCGCCAUAUCCUCCGCUCUCUCUGCCGAGGGGCUGCUGUCUAUCCAGGCGCCGGUGACUGCUGGGGGCAAACAGGAAGAGAGGAGCAUCCCCAUAGCCAGAAAGGAUAAGUAAAGCCCUUACCCACCCCCUGCCUACAGGUGGGCACUGAGACCCCCCCAUGUAUCACUUAUACAGUCACUGGACCCGCUUAUAUCCUGCAGAACCGCCCUGUGCAACUGUCCACUGCCACAGCACCCACACCCCAAUACAGAGCACCCACAGACUAUGUACAGCCGGUGUCGCCCCCACGUCAGCAGAACCACCCAGAGACUCGACCGGACCCCAAUGUUUUCUUUUCUUCCAGAAUGUCUGCAAUAAAUUCCUUUCUAAUAAAAAACUGAGCCCGGUGG